AUGUCAGACCGAGACGGGACCCCGCUCCCCGUCAUCAUCGUUGGCGCCGGCGUCAGCGGCCUGCUGCUGGCCCAGCACCUGCGCAAGACCGACGUGCCCUUCCGCCUCUACGAACGCGACGCCGACUUCACCACGCGCGGCGUCGGCUGGGGCCUGACGCUGCACUGGUCGCUGCCGGCGCUGCGGUCCCUGCUGCCGGAGGACCUCGUCGCGCGGCUGCCGGACGCGUACGUCGACCGCGCCGCCGUCGCGCGGGGCGAAGCCUCGGCGUUCCCCUUCUUCGACCUCAGCACCGGCGAGCUGAAGGGCGCCGGCCCGCGGGCGCCCGAAAGCCUGCGGAUCAGGGUGACGCGGGAGAGGUUGCGGCGGUUGCUUGCGACGGGUGUGGAUAUUCAGGUACUGUUGUCUCGUGUUUCCUACACUCCAACCUCGAACACGCAGUGGGAGAAGAGCUUCGCCAAGGUCGAGGAGAAGCAGGAUUCCGUCGUCGUCUCAUUCAACGACGGCUCGUCGGUGGCCGGCCGAGUGCUCGUGGCAUGCGACGGGGGCCAGUCUCGAGUCCGCCGGCAGAUGUUCCCGGACCAGUACGAAGGGCACCGGAUCCCGGUCCGGCUGCUCGGCCUCAAGUUGCUCCUGUCGCCGGAUCAGAUGGCGCCGAUUCGGAAGCUGGACCCUUUCUUCCUGCAAGGGACAUCGUCUCGCGAUGAUACGUUUGUCUAUCUCAGCAUUCUCGACGCCCCCGGCAACAACGACGAGAGCACGGGGGAGUACAGCUGCCAGAUGUGCAUCUCGUGGCCGGACCGUCCGGGGUUCCUGGGCAAGGCAGCGCCGACGGGCUACCCGCAGACGAACGACGGCAAGAUCGAGCUCAUCAAGUCGUUCGCAGAGGGCUGGUCGGAGCCGUUCCGUGGGCUCGCGCUUGGUAUUCCCGCCGGUACGGAUGUGAAGGACCUCGACCUCUACGACUACGCGCCGCCCAAGGGACUGAGGUCCAAGGGGAGGGCGAUGUUGAUGGGUGAUGCCUUUCACGCUAUGGCGAUGUACCGAGGUGAGGGCGCGAACCACGCCAUCAUCGACGUGCUGGACUUCGCCGAGACGGUGGCGCCCGCUCUGAACGCGGGCUUCGCGGAGCUUCGGGCCGCCAUGGACGCCUACGAGGACCGCGUCGUCGCACGCGCCCGGCCCGGCGUGCUGGCUUCGCGCCGGGCCUGUUUGGACGCGCACGACUGGCCCAGGAUCAGCCCCGCGAGCCCCUUACUGAGCAAGCGGGAGAUGAUGCUUCAGUUUGAUGAGGAGUAG
Messenger RNA from Colletotrichum higginsianum IMI 349063, 1299 nucleotides. RefSeq names its product FAD binding domain-containing protein. The record is from RefSeq and is a predicted model, not a curated record. The transcript has 4 exons. NCBI's taxonomy places the organism in Eukaryota, Fungi, Ascomycota, Sordariomycetes, Glomerellales, Glomerellaceae. Bases 1 to 1299 code for a protein of 432 amino acids. Gene Ontology annotation, molecular function: FAD binding.